UAGCACCUUUAUGGCAACAGAAGGCCUUAAGUUGGAGCAGCUCUGCUAAGUGUUCACUGUUUGAGAAGCGUCCUUGGAGAAACUUUGACAGUCUGACAGCAGCAGAAAGGGUCAUUAUGUUUUUUGGGGUCACCGCGAAUCAUAGCACUCAUAAAAACAACGAAAAAGCCAUAUACAAUUAAUAAGUAAACUGCCACUGUCCACUUACUUGGCAUGACUCUUAGCAUUACUUUGUAAUGGGGCUGCAGAGCUGCUUUUACGUGUAUGUAGUUUCUACUGCUAGCUUUAUGGCACCCGCGUCAUGCAUUUUAUCCAAAGCUACAGCAUCGCUUCUUUUUAUAAGUUUUGACCUCAGUAAUACUACGGGUAAAGUUGGAAUGCAAAUUCUAAGCUUGUCAUGUGGCUCUUGACAAAAGGAAUGUUUCAUUGUAUUUAGUAAAUCUGGAUCACCUUUACCCACUCUGACCCCAGAUUACAGGUCAAGAAUGGUACAAAUUUGGCCCGCAAGCAAAUGUGAUUUAAAUUGCGCAGGAUUACAGAGAUAAAUGUUAAGUGCCAGGUUUCCCGCGGUUCAUGAAUUUAAAAAUAAAGCCGCAAUCGAUAUUAAAAUUUCGUAAAUUGGAUUUCAUUGCUGUAAUUCGUGUCAAAUAUUAAAAUAACUCUUCACAUUUAUUAUUUUUUCAAUUGUUUACCUUAAUGCCUCUCGCUGGAACGUCACGGGAGAGCGGAACCAAUGAAAGCGAUGUUGUUGCGGGCGGGACUCUCAGAGCAGAUGCACAUCGUUGUUGUAGCGGUAGCAGUGAUUGUUUUUAUUCUGGGCCAGAUGGGAAAGUGUAAAUUCAACGAAAAUUGGCUGUUCAACCAAAAUUUUUCAACAUGGCUGCGACCGGUACCAGCGAAUAUGUACGUAGCACGUUGCAUUUUGUGCAAGAAAUUUUUCAAACUUGGAACGAUGGGAAUCAAGGCAGUGGAGUCACACAUGCGAAGCAUGAGACACAAAAGGGCAAAAUCAAGCUGCCAACAAACACAAAGUUUUUCCCAGUUCUGUUCCACUCUCGUCUCUCCAUCUCCGAUAUCAACAACAGAGACAGCAGCGCCACAUUUCCGGACAUUGUUCGGUGUCACGCCUACACUGAAAACAGAGGCUCACAAUUACUUUUCCAGAACCUACACAUCACGACCUUCCCUUAAUGAAGUCGUCAUCGUCAGCGCGGUGCGAACUCCAAUGGGCUCCUUCAGAGGCAGCCUGGCAGCAGUUCCAGCCACCAAACUGGGCUCCGUUGCUAUUAAAGGAGCCAUAGAGAAAGCAGGAAUUUCUCCUGAAGAGGUGAAGGAAGUUUACAUGGGCAAUGUGCUUCAGGCGGCAGAGGGCCAGGCUCCCACACGACAGGCCCUGCUGGGGGCAGGUUUGACAAUUGGGACUCCAGCAACAACCAUCAACAAAGUGUGUGCUUCUGGGAUGAAAUCCAUCAUGUUGGCGGCACAGAGUCUGAUGUGUGGACAUCAGGAUGUUAUGGUGGCAGGAGGCAUGGAGAGCAUGUCCAACGUGCCGUACGUGAUGGCCAGAGAGGCACCACCCUACGGAGGCGUGAGGAUGGAGGACCUCAUUGUCAAGGACGGCCUCACGGACGUCUACAACAAGUUUCACAUGGGCAACUGCGCCGAGAACACGGCGAAGCAGUGCAAGAUCAGCAGAGAGGAGCAGGACGCCUACGCCAUCAGCUCCUACAGCCGCAGCAAAGCGGCGCACGAGUCUGGCGUGCUGGCCAAGGAGAUCGUCUCGGUCAGCAUUCCACAGAGAGGGAAACCAGACGUGGUGGUGUCCGAGGACGAGGAGUGGAGGAGGGUGGACUUCAGCAAAGUGCCCAAACUGAAGGCAGUCUUCCAGAAAGAGAACGGCACGGUGACGGCGGCUAAUGCUAGCACGCUGAACGACGGAGCAGCCGCUCUCGUCCUGAUGACGGCUGACGCCGCAAAGAGACUCAACGUCACGCCGCUGGCCAGGAUCGUCUCUUUCGCUGAUGCAGCGGUGGCACCCAUUGACUUCCCCAUCGCUCCUGCGUACGCUGUACCAAAGGUUCUGGACGCAGCUGGACUGAAGAAGGAGGACAUCGCCAUGUGGGAGAUCAACGAGGCCUUCAGCGUGGUCGUGCUGGCCAACAUCAAAAUGCUCAACAUCGACCCGGCAAAAGUCAACGUCAACGGAGGAGCUGUUUCUUUGGGACACCCGAUUGGGAUGUCUGGGGCGAGGAUCGUGGGUCACAUGGUGCACAACCUGAAGUCGGGUCAGUACGGACUCGCAGGGAUCUGCAACGGAGGAGGCGGAGCGUCUUCCAUCCUCAUCCAGAAGUUGUAGGGAAAAGGGCUGAAGGAAGCACUCCGUUUUUUUCCUGCUUUUACCUCGUGUGGUAGCCGGUUGCUCCGAAUGUUUAGGACAUCAACAUGACUGUAAAGAGUCCAUUUGUUACAACUUUAGUUCCAGGGGCCUUAAUCAAACAAAACAUUACACUCGACCUUCAUUUCGUCAUGACUCCAACGUUCCAAACACUCCCUUGUUUGAUGGAAUGUCUUGUCAAAAUCACGGAUUAAUAUUUAAGCUGUGAAAGGAUGUGAUUAAAUAGUUUUUCAAA
Molecule: messenger RNA, 2630 nt
Organism: Poecilia reticulata (guppy)
Lineage: Eukaryota; Metazoa; Chordata; Actinopteri; Cyprinodontiformes; Poeciliidae
Gene: acat1
Product: acetyl-CoA acetyltransferase 1
Biological process (GO): fatty acid beta-oxidation
Cellular component (GO): mitochondrion
Molecular function (GO): acetyl-CoA C-acetyltransferase activity
Source: RefSeq, a predicted model, not a curated record